AUGGCCUCGCCGCCGCCCAUGCCUCAGCCCCUUGCUGCCCGGUCUCCCGAUAAGGCCAAUGUCAACUUGCGCCAUCCCAUUCCGGAUCUACAAUCGCUACAGGGGGCUUACGUCGGCAACAUUGAGCGACUGGAGGAACACGCCGAGCGCAUGAGUGAAUCAGGCUCGGAUUUGGGAGAGGAGAUUCGCAAGCUGCACACGGAAUUGAAGCGAUCAGACAGCCGCGACGAAGCCACACGCCACACGAGCAACCGCAGCCGCAACGUCUCCAUCAGCUCACAUGCAAACUCGAUAGUGGAUGUAAACGGCGCCGCCAGAUGGGGAGGCUACUCGCCGGGGGGCUAUGUGACAUCACCGGCCGGCUCGCUGCGUUCCAACUCGUGGUCCAACCCCUCGGUGCCCGUGAAUCGGCAGCGCUCCGAGUCCAAAGCAUCACGGCUGGGGCAGGUCGUGCAUCCCAACGAGAUUGACGAGAGAGCAAACUUCGCCAUGGCCCCAGGCUCGCCCGAGUCGUUGCGGUCUGCACCACUCGCCAUCCACACCUCCGACUCGCCGCCGCCUCAGCCCGCCCGCAAGGUCUCCUCAUUCACGCAAAAGUACGAGGAGAUUGCCAACGAGCUGCGUGAUGAGCUGCGGAACAGCGUCGUCCUCGACCCGCCCGUGCAGCAUGGCGACGAGCAGCACUCUGAGGAGUAUCGCCGGUAUGCGACGCGGGACGACUACCCCGACCGACCGCCGACGGCAGCCUCGACCGACACCUCUCGACAAGCUCGCAUGGAGUGGCAGGACUUUGACGGCGUGCACUGCCCAGACACGGUCCCAGAGGAGGAGGAUGAUCGCAGCCGACACUCGUCCUUCAGCAACAGCAUGCUGAAGCUCAACGACUACACCACUGCAGGUGCACCACCCCCUGACGAUGGCAUGGUCUUCUACCCGGCACCGGUACCGAGACUCCUGAACCUGCCAAAGCGACUGUCGCAGCUGCCCGCAUCCAACGUACAGGCACGACGACGCACACAGCUGCUCGACUCAAUGCAAGCCGAGAACAGGAAGUCCGCGCCCAUGCUCGGUGAGAUGACAGCCGACGCCCCCAGUCCGGCCAGGAACAACCGGAAAAGCAUGCUCAACCUCCCACCUCAGCUCCGAGCUAGCGCUUACUUCGACAACCAAGCUGCCCCGUCGCAGGAGUUUGCUGUUCAGGGCGAGUCUGCGCAGGACACCCUUGAAAGCAUCUUGAAUGCCUCUGCACGUGCCCCAGUUUCUGCCUUCACUGACCACCCCUUUUCUGGACAUGUCGGACCAGAAGUUUACGGGCCUGAGCAGAAGCGAAAGAGUACCACUAGGCUUCCCGAAGUGCCGCCAACGCUCGCCGAGACGAGGAGGCGAAGCUCUUUCAAUAUGCUCGAUACCAAGCGCAACUCUAGUGGUGAUCCUCUGAACAAGCUAAGGAAGCGCAACAGCUCGGCUGACAUGAACUUGCUCAUCGUGAAGGCGAGUGAACAGCGGAUGAGUCUCGGCGAUCAACUAGACGAUGUUUAUGAAGACGAUCGGGGCCCAGAAAGCCAUGACGGUCAGGAUCAGACACGCCACUCAAUUCAUGAUAUAGAAGGUCGUAACCCUGAUGAUGUGUAUGAUGAGGAGCACCAAAACGAUGAAGAGCCCGAGCCAGAGGAGGUCGAAGAAGAGCCACAAUACUUUGGAGCCCCCACCACAUUGCUUGCCGAACUUCAGAUGCGUAAAGCAAAGCAGAAGACUCGUAACAUGAACUACGCUACCUUGGUUGAGCAAGGCAAUAUGCCAACGCACAGAACACUUCUCGAACUCGACGACAUAGCUGAGAAGGAGAAACAAAAGCGUCUCAAGAAGAAGGUCAACCUGGCAUGGGAAGCCCAAGGCGAAGAUGACGACUCUGACGACGACGUCCCAUUGGCUGUCUUGUACAAGCAGCCCCAGCAACAUCUGCCCACAACCACCACACCAGGUCCCGAAACUGAUGAAGAAGAGGGUGAGACGCUCGGUGAUCGUAUGCGUCGUCUGCGGGAGAAGAAAGAGCUCGAUGAAGCCCUGGGCAACGACAUCCGCAAGAGCACCAUCAGUCUCGACUUCGCCACCGAAAUGAUGAGCAAAUUUGGUGUAUCCGAAGAACCAAAAGACGCAUCCCAGCCAGCCCCAUCCCCCGGGGUCGAAGAAGAAGAAACCCUCGGUCAGCGCCGCGCCCGCCUCCAAGCUGAAGCCGCCGCCCGCGGCGACGCCCCAGCAGACACCACCCGCCCCGGCCUGCGUCCCCGCAUGAGCAUGGCCGACAUCCUCUCUGCCAACCCCAUCGACGUGCACAACCAAGCGCGCAAAGUCUCGGACCAACAGCUCAUCUCUCACCUCCCGCCCGGCAGCCUCCUGCAGCAAAACGUCGUCGCCGAAGAGCGCCGCAAGGCCGAGCGCAUGAACCAGAACAUGCGCGCCUCCAGCUUCGGCUCGUACGACCCGCUCGUCGGCGGCGCGGCCAAGAAAAACGACGAUGACCAGCCGCUUGCACUGAAGAUCCAGGCGUACAAGAAUCGCAUGGCUGGCAUACCCGAUCAGCGCGCUCAGAGCAUGAUGUUCAACAACGGACUUGCUACGCCGGUGCCUAUGAUGAACGAUGGCCGGCAGUCGACAAUGAUGGGCAUGAAUGGCAUGGGCAUGAUGUCGCAGCCGAGUCUGGGCAUGAUGCCCAUGAUGGGCAUGUCGCAGCAGAACCUCGGUAUGAUGGGCAUGCAGCCGCAGAUGGGCAUGCAGCCGCAAAUGGGAAUGCAGGGAAUGCAGCCGCAGAUGGGCAUGGGCAUGGGCGCACCGAGUAUGAUGGGCAUGCCCAUGGGCGGCAUGCCAAUGAACAUGAACAUGAACAUGAACAUGAUGGGCAUGAUGAUGCAGCCGCCCAUGGAUCCGCGCCAGCGAGACCAGAUCGAUCGCUGGAUGCAGAACGUUCAGCACUAG
Molecule: messenger RNA, 2973 nt
Organism: Parastagonospora nodorum SN15
Lineage: Eukaryota; Fungi; Ascomycota; Dothideomycetes; Pleosporales; Phaeosphaeriaceae
Exons: 2
Coding region: 1-2973 (990 amino acids)
Source: RefSeq, a predicted model, not a curated record